Molecule: messenger RNA, 35666 nt
Organism: Phytophthora nicotianae INRA-310
Lineage: Eukaryota; Oomycota; Peronosporomycetes; Peronosporales; Peronosporaceae
Exons: 9
Coding region: 135-35606 (11823 amino acids)
Biological process (GO): homophilic cell-cell adhesion
Cellular component (GO): catenin complex; membrane
Molecular function (GO): calcium ion binding; cadherin binding
Source: RefSeq, a predicted model, not a curated record
GUGGAGUCCGCGCACUUUCUUAUGUCUUUCCUGCUUCAGUUUGUGUGGACAAGAAGCACACUCUGAAUGUUAACGAAAAUGACGCUGGAUUUGUUUCAAGCGUCAGUUUUAAUCUGGAUGUCUCUCCUGCUGGGAUGGCGUACCAACUCAAAGCUCCGGUAGAUGGUUUAUUUACGUUGGAUAACCAAAACCGCGUAAAGCUUCUAAAAGCUCUAGAUUAUGAAGCUCGUAACGCCUAUGAUUUGAUGUUGUUGUUACAAGAAAACCAAGUUACCGUUCCAUACGCAGCAUGCCAGAUCCGUGUGAACGUGGUAGACGUCAACGAAGCGCCCGUUGUAACCAAUUACCAAGCCUCCCGUGUUAUUAAAGAGAAUGCUCUUCCGCCGGUCUCACUUCCAGCGGCUUUAGGUGCUACCGAUCCUGAUGCGUAUGACUCCUUUACAUUGGCGAUAGCUAGCGGUGGAAAUGACAACUUCGUGAUCAACCGAGAAGGGUUUAUUGUGGCGACCAAGUCACUAGACUUCGAAACAACACCCCAGUUCGUAUUGGAUGUUAUUGCGAAAGAUUUAGGUGGGUUGGAAAAUCACGCUAGCGUUGUGAUUGUUGUCCAAGAUGGCCCAGAACCACCAGUCUGUGCUUCUUUCCCGUUUAAUGUAGCAGAGAAUACAGUGGUCGGGACAAAUAUUGGAACCAUGAAUGCUCACGUUUCAGAUCCUGACGCGGGAGACUCUAUUACAUAUCGACUACUUUCUCAAAGUGUCCCGGGAACACUAUCUAUUGACUCAUCAACCGGUGCACUUACUUUACAGAAAGCGCUCAACUAUGAAAUUCAGGAUACUAUCCCCUUCGGAGCACAAUUUACGGAUAAAACGGGCCUUCAAGUUACGUGUGACUACACUAUCGCUGUCACGGACUCGAACGAUGUCCCCGUUUUGACUAGUGCUGUCUUCCGUGUUCCAGAAAAUUGCGCCGGAAACGAUUGUUUGGUUGGAGAUCUGGCUAAGUUCGCGUUUGAUGAGGACAAGGGCACAGUUCUCACGUUCACUUUGGUUUCAGGCGGCGAUUCGCUUUCCAUUCAGGGCUCGCAACUAUGGGCAACCGGGAGUUUAAACUUUGAAAAGACCCCUGUCCUCAAAAUUAUUGUAUCGGUUGACGACGAAAGACACGGUCACGACGAGACUGCAAUGGCAGUGCAAGUUGUCGACGUGAAUGAACCCCCUACUGGCAAGAUUUUUACAAAGAAAAUUCUCGAGAAUAUUCCAAUUGGAACUGUGGUUUACACGUUCGAGGCCAGUGACCCUGAGGGAGAUCAACUUGUGUUUACGAUCGUGCGCGCGGAUACCGGAUUCGACAGUUUGUUUGGCGUUGUAGGUGGGAAUAUCGUGACGAAAGCUGAUAUCGAUUACGAAGCUUUGACCGCUCACUCGUUUCAGACUCAUAUCCGUAUUUGUGACCCGCUUAAACUGUGCACUGAGGUUGGACCAAAUACGAUUGAAAUAAUGGAUGGUCCAGACGCACCGAUCAUCGAGACAGCAGCUGCGACGGUCUCUAUUCCUGAAAGCGCUAGUAUUGGGUCCGCUGUGGGAGCUACGUUUACGGUUUUGGAUGAAGACGUGGGACAAAGUUCACAGCUUGUGUACGCGAUUCACUCAGGAGAUCCACAGAAUCAAUUUUCAAUAUCCGGAUCAACAGGAGCCUUGACAGUGAGCUCUUCGUUGAAUGCUGAGGUCGUGAGCGAGUACAAAAUAAUCAUGCAGGCUACCGAUGCAGACGGCUUGAUCGGGUACUCAGACCCGAUAAUAAUUGCCGUGCAAAUGGUACCCUCACCGCCUUAUUUCGUUGGGACUGCUGCUGCCAAGGCCAAUUACAACGUUGAUUUGAGCCAGUUGGGUGACGGCUCGUACGCUACAGUUUCGUUGCCCAUAGCGGACAGAGAUCCGGGGCAGAUUGGUGGAAUUUGCUCGAUUACUACAGCGAACGAUAAGUUUUCAAUUAAAACCAGCACCGAUGGAACGGCUUGUGAGCUGUCGGUUCUACAAGAUGUAUACAUCCCUGAAGUAGCAGACAAUGAGCGUAUCAGUGUCGGAUUGCGGGUUACGGAUACUGUCAACGCUUCGUCGUUCAGUGAAGUAACGAUUCAUGUUUUGUCUCGCAACAUUAACCACCCUCCAAAGUGCACUAGUGCGGAAGUCCAGGUUUUGGAGAAUUCGCCUUAUGGUGUUAUUGUUGGCACUAUUACAGGCAGUGACCCAGAUGUCACUGACAAAGUAUCUUUUUCCAUCGUGUCCGGCGAUGACAGUGAUGUUUUUCACAUAAAUUCGACGAGUGGUGUUGUUACUGUAGGGACCAAGUCACCUGAUUACGAAACAAAACGUCGAUAUACUCUUAAGAUUCGCGUUCGAGAUGAUUCUGCGACCCCGCUUAGUGGCGUUUGUACCUUGGGUGUUGAUAUCGGGAAUGAACUGGAGUCUCCGGUAUGUUCUGCAACAGUAUUCACGACCGUAUCCGAAAAUAACGCGAUGAAUGCUCUAGUUGGAGAUGCUCUCUGGAAGAUCUGCAUUGAUCCAGACGUCGGUCUGGGGAAUUCCACGGCUUUUCUUUUUGAAGUUGUCGGUGACAACCAGAAGUUCACAGCCGACGUUGCUACAGGCCAACUAAAGGCUACUCAAAUGCUUGACUUUGAACAGCAACGAGCUUACAACAUCACACUGAUAGUCCGGAAUGCUUUUCGACCCGCAAAGAGCACUCUUCUUGGUGUUAAUGUGGAGAUACUAGACCAAGAUGACCCUCCCAAGUUGUCAUUCCGACCUACCUUUCCAAGUUCGACAUUGGUUGGCGUAGACGUCCCAGAAAUGGCUGUUAUUGGCACUUCGGUAGGCACCCUGGCUGUUUAUGACGAAGAUGCCAAUGAUGUAUGUACAGUGGCAUUAGUAAAUUCUGCCUUCGUGGUUCAAUCGAUCAAUUCUACGGCCUACAAUCUUGUUCUAGCCAAGCCACUGGAUUACGAGACUCGUUCACGUUACUCACUCCAAGUGACUGCGACAGAUACAGCAAAGGUGUCAGCGACGCUUACGAUAGACGUUCGAGUUUCUGACGUCAACGAAGCUCCAUAUUUCCCGACCAACCAGCAUUUCUUUAUUGCUGAAAACGUUGCCAUGCAUACUAUCGCGACCUCUAAAUAUCGACCUCGUGGUCCGUGCACAAUUGUGGAUGAUACUGCAAGAAUUGACAGUCAAACUGUUGUAGCGUAUGGAAUUUGCUUACAGCGCUGUGCACAAAUGGAAACUUGUGAGGCUGGUGUUUUCAAUUAUUCCUCGUCGCUGUGCAGUUUAUACAAAACGUUACCGACGUCGUGUGUGCCAUGCGAGAAUUGCGAAAGCUUUGAAAGUAUCGGUGAACACUCAAUUAACACAGCACUUUUGAUUUCAAAUGAUACUGUGAAUGUGCACCAAGACAAGUUGGUACGUGUACCUGAUACAGACUUCACGCUGGAGUGCUGGGUCGCUAUUAGUGCGAAUGAGGGGGCGCUUGUGACUUGGAAAGACAACAGCAAUUCUUUUACGGGCUUGCAGCUGGAAUAUGUUGGGGAAACUUUACGGAUCAGUUUACACGGAGUUGUGAUCAACACUAAAGUAGCGUUCAUGCCGGCUCUUUGGUAUCAUGUGGCUCUAACUUUUGAUAGUACUCAAGGUGAGCUGAAAGUGUAUCUGGAUGGCGGAGUCGUUCUCCAGCAGCAAAUUCUGUCUCGUAUUGGAAGGAAAUGGGGCACAUCAGCUACACUUGUGGUUGGCAAUUGUGGUUAUGGAGUAAACUGUCCGGUGAAACCAUUCAUCUUCUCCAUCGACGAGUUACGUUUGUGGAACAAAGUCAUGACUUUUGAGGCCAUACGAUCAAACUUUGCUCGCUCAAUCGAUCCAAAGCAGACUUCUCUGCUCGCGUUCUACAGGCUUAACGGCGAUCUCGUGGAUGCAAUGUCUAGCGGAUCUUCCAUGAACACUUCUGACGGUAAAGUUGCGCAAUUCGGAAGCGCCCCAGUUAUCAGUGAGUCGACUGGAAAAGUGGCUAAAAGAUGGCGCUUAUUAGUUAUUUCGGACAAUGGGGCUACAUCGUUUGGUAUCGCGGAGCUUGUUUGGUUUUCAGAGGGUACAAGAUUAGACAUGGCGACAUCUCUUUUAAGUUUCAAAACGUCCGGAGGCUCAGAUUUCAGCAAAGCAAUUGAUAGCGACACAACCACAAUCGCCAAGAUAGGUUCUGACUUUGUCGGCGGUACAGGUAUAUGGAUAGAACUUGUCUUUAAGAUUCCAGUUAGCGCAACCAAAGUGGUUCUCGACACCGAUAACGAUCUGACACACUGCGUAUCCGUUGUCAUAAUUCAAUACUGGGACGCUGUCAAAGCGGACUGGGGAGCAUCGUCGUAUCUUCGAAACAUCAACAAGCCAUCCUCGCGCUUUGCUUCGUAUGCUCCCACACAGUACUUACUAGCAGAUGACGAUGACACCGGUACGACCAACCUAACAUACACUUUACGAAGCGAUCACUUCGCUUCUCUCUUCGAAAUCGAUUCUUCGACGGGUUACAUCAAAAUAAACACCUCUGCUCUGGAUUACGAGACUCAGAAUUACUACGAACUUCAAAUAAACGUACAGGAUAAUGGCAACUUGCGUGCAUGGACGACGGUAAUGAUUUGGAUUGUGGAUGUGAACGAGGCUCCCAUGCUGAUAGCUAACUCCAUUUUACAAGUUUCUGAAACUGCGGGAGUUGGAACGACAAUCGAGAGAAUUAAUUUCUAUGACCCCGAUAAUGAUGAUCUAGCUGUGUCGAUAGUCGAGGGCAACUAUCAAGAUGCAUUUUCCAUCGAGAUGAAUUCAUUAGUGGUAGCGCACGAAGUAUUGGAUUACGAAACGUACCCGACGUACUCGCUAAAGCUCUUAAUCCAGGAGCUACGUCCGGUGAAUCCGCUUUCUGCCUACGGAUACCUUGCUGUUACUGUCCGUGACGUAAAUGAGGCUCCUAUUUGCAGCAAUCAAACACGAAAGGUCCCCGAAAAUGCGCGCGUUGGAACUCGCAUCGGAGAUGCUCUUGUCGCAACGGAUCCUGAUAUCGGCCAGAGGGUUUCUUUCACUUUUGUUGAUGGAAAUGGAGACAGUUUUUUCGCGGUGGACUCAGUAACAGGUCAACUUAGUGUAGCUCAGGGCCCAGCACAGAACUUUACCGGGUGCUUUUCGCAUCUUCGCAAUGGCUUGAUAGGGCCAUUUAAUACGGACGAAAGUUUUAUCCCGUUCAGCGAUUGCUACCAAAGGUGUUUUUCGUUCCAAUUCAUGGCUCUAGGCUUCGGUUACGAGUGCUGGUGUUCUAACAUGAUGCCUGGUUUAAUGGAAAAUCGACUCACUCAAACUACGUGUGAUAUAGUAUGCAAUGAUGCGCCUGGAAAAAGUUGCGGCGGAAUAAAUCAAUACGCGGUUUAUCAGUUGGGUGCUCCGUUGGACUACGAAAAAAACCAUCGUUACGUUAUUCUACUGAAGGCAGUUGAUAAUGGGAACCCUGCAAUGGCUACCGUAUUCAACGUUACAAUCGAUGUGACUGAUGUAAACGAGGCUCCAACGAUUGCAACAUCCGACAUUUAUGUUGACGAAGGGAAAGCGACAACAGUGGACUUGUUCAAAGUCCUAUUUAUUGGAGAUGAAGACUCAAGUGACACAUCGAGGGUAUCACUGGUUUGGUGUAGUGAGCGGACAUGCCCCUUUGAAUAUGAUGGUGCUAAGAAUCAGUUGAUCGUUAACAUAGCGCUCGAUUAUGAACAAAAGCAUUCCUACGUAUUGACGUUUCGGGUCACUGAUAAUGGAUCACUCACGGCAGACAGCAAUUUGACUGUUUUCGUUCGAGAUGUGAACGAGCCUCCAAUCAUUUUCUAUUCUGACUUCGAAUUGCGUGAGAAUAUGCCGAAUGGCUCUCUGAUUGGACUGCCAGUAGCUGCGUAUGAUCCGGAUCAAGGUGGCGGCGUUGAAUUUUCUAUUGCGUCUCAAAGUGGCGACGGCUGUUUGCAGAUUGGAGCACAUUCUGGACAACUAUCUGUCGCGAAAACGACCUGCUUUGACUAUGAAUCUCUGCUGUUUGAUAGCAUGGAAAGUUCAGCUUCUCUAAUACACAAUACUGACCAAGUAACCAUUACAGGUGUACGUUUCAUUGGAGAGACCAAGUCUCAAUCUCUUGUAGAAAUUCUCUACACAAGAAGUGCGCAGGGGCCAGUAGCAUUUUGGACAUCACUACGAGAAGUGUUGGUCGUGCGCGUAGAUACGUCAGGAGAUUUAUUUUAUGCUACUAACAUUACCGCUGAACCUGUGGCAAACAGCAAUACUGUCACUGGAACAAUAACGUUUGAGCUACCACGACUACGCAUUGGCCAUGUGCUUGAUGGGAAGUUGAGGGACACCGAAUGGUACCGAUUAUUUGACGUGGCUAAACUGAAAAAAACUUUCCAAGUCAUUAUUUCGGUGCACGAUUCGUCACCAGAUGCGCUUUCUUCAACAAAAAUGUUUGAUAUCAAGCUACUGAAUCAAGUCGAGCCCCCCGUCUUGCUGCCCAACAUAACCGUUCAAGUUGUUGAGAACACACCGAUUGGAACACGUAUCGAGCCUGCUAUGACGUCGCUGUUUGAUGACCCUGAAGGAUCGACAGCAUUGCAAUUUUCAUUGGCGUCUCAAAGUAUCCUUGGAUCGUUUUAUUUGGAUGCCUCGACUGGUUAUUUGCACGUGGGAAGUCGCGGAAUAAACUACGAAGAGCUGUCUACGCAUUCUCUUAACGUAACAGUUCGGAAUGGCGAUAUUACCGCGAGUUACAUACUUGCAAUAACGGUACUGGAUGCGAAUGAUCCACCAAGGAUCACAUGUCCGCACAUCCACAUCAAUGAAAAUGCGCCGAUUAAUACUCUGGUAUCGGAACCCGUAAUCGUCACAGACGAAGAUUCGUAUGACAGAUAUUUUACAUACCGUGUUCAAAACGAAAGCGAAACAUUCUCGGUUGACAGUGGUGGUAGAUUGAUUCUAAAACAGCUAGUGGAUUACGAAUCCCGGCGGUUUUAUCAUGUUGCAGUGGAAGUUGUUGAUCACGGUGGAUUAAGUGGGAAUUGCGUGGUAAUCGUUGAGAUAAUCGACGUGAACGAGCCUCCAUCAGGAGCAAUGUAUUACAAUGGCUCGGUGUAUCAAACUGCACCAGUGGGUCACCGGAUACUCAAAUUUGACCUACAAGAUCCUGAAGGAAAAACGCUUAAGUUUUCAAUUACCACGUCGUCGGUCGACCAAGACAAAUUUGCAAUAUCAGAUGAUCAAGUUCUGUUCGUGAACAAAGCUACUAGCAUUUCAAGUGCUUCUGCUGCGGUGGUGUCGAUCGAAGUGAAUGAUGGGUAUAAUCGAGUGCAGAUUUUGUGUUCGCUCUCUGUUUUGGCUGACCCGCCCCCGAUUCAAUGUUUGGGAAAAGAGCAAAGCUUAUCUGUGUCAGAAAACGCUGUGGGAGCUACGGUUGGUAGAGUACGAUUCUUGCCGUCGUCAUAUUCUGCGAAAGCUUAUACCCUCCAAGACUCGCUGGUGCCGUUUACACUGAACUCCACGACUGGCGAUGUUGUAGUCAACGACCUUCUGCCUUUGGACUACGAACGUCAGUCCAUCUAUUCUCUAACAAUCGCAGUUUACUAUUCCUCGGUGAACUACAUUAUCUGCCCGAUAAUAAUACGUGUGCUCGACGUUGAUGAACCUCCUAUUUGUACUGGGCAGUCAGCAUCUGUUCGCGAGAAUCUUGUUGGAUACGACAAAUGGAUACUGCAGACUGAUGCUACAGACCCUGAAGUUGGUCAUUUAACGUUCACUAUUAGCGAGAACAGACUGUUCUAUUCCAACACAAGUGGCGCUGUGUUUGCAAAAGAUCUCUCACUGAUCAAUUACGAAGAACAACCCUAUUAUGCGCUAGUUAUGUCGAUCAGUGACGGUGUUAACACUGUGCAGUGUCCGGUUAUCAUUUACGUCAUUGACACAAAUGAUUGCCCUCAAAUAUCGAAACAGGUACGACAUAUUCACGAAAAUAGUGCGGCGGGUACAUUCGUUGGAGACGCUAUCACAGUUCGAGAUGAAGACUAUAGUCUUCACUCGAGUGGAAGAAUUACUUUCACCGUGAACUCGGAUAUUUUCACAAUUGAAACCUCGGGGAUUCUAAUGAUAUCGAACUCAUCCAAACUGGACUAUGAGGUACAGCAACAAGUAGAUCUCGUUGUUUUCGCGACUGAUGACGCAGUGGAAUCUUGCACAUCAAAUGCAACAGUCACGGUUUUUGUAGUUAACGUGAAUGAGCCACCACUCAUUGUACCUAGUCAAGUUGGUUCAGUGCUUGAAUUUACGAAAGCUCUAUCCCAGGAUUCUUCUGUGGCUGUGCUCAACGUGACAGCUCAUGAUCCUGACAAAGACGAUAAACUGGGGUUCUCUCUACUCAGUAGCAAUAUCAGCUACUUGUUUCGAAUCGAAUAUGUAACUGGAAAGAUCUUCGUUACAGAUACUAGUGCUUUUGACUUUGAGAAGCGCAGUAUGUAUCACCUUGACGUGACAGUAACGGAUCUAGGUGGACUAACAAGCACUCAACAAGUUGAAAUCCGCGUAGUGGAUACGAAUGAACCUCCUGUCUUCAAACUUUCAAGCGGAUCUAUUAAUGAGAACAGUCCCGUAAAUACUGCGGUCUUGAAUCCGUUAGACAUAAUAGCCAUGGAUCCAGAAGGGGACAACGUCACAUACAGUAUCAACGGAACAGCAACAGCUUUGCCGUUCGAAUUUAAGGACAACCAGCUGGUGGUGUCACGUGCUCAGUUGGAUUACGAAGUAGUGGCCCAGUAUACUACAACGAUACAUGCUUGUGAUUCCAGAGGCCUUUGUUCCUUUUCGACCUUCCAGAUUACUGUCAACGAUGUGAAUGAACCACCGGUUAUUCUCCCAGCACAAAUUAGUAUCGAAGAAAACGCUGGCGAAGGUGCGUUGGUUGGCUCUCCACUGUUAGCCUCUGAUGCGGAUCGUGGACAACGCUUGAUGUAUAGCAUUGUAGAUGAGGACGCAUAUGAUCUCUUUGGAAUUCAAUCCUGUAAUGGGCAGGUCUACGUGAAACGUUCAAACUCACUUGAUUUCGAACGAUCCGCAUCGUACAAGAUCGUUGUUGCUGUAAGAGACAGCGGCUUGCCAUCGUUGACUUCAUCAGCUACGAUUACAAUUGCCAUUCGUGACGUCAACGAGGCACCAAUCUUUACAGCUGAUUAUUCAAUCAGAUUCGAAACUAAAAACGUUAUCGCUGACCCCACUAGCAGCUUAACAGGCGUAGAUCUCGUGACUGCUAUUCGGUCUGCUAGCCAACCGAGUGGUUUUUGCAGUGGUACUAUUGAUAGUGCUGCGAGUUUUUCUAAAAACGCCGUUUGUCGUGAUGGUUCCCAAGGUGAAUAUGGUGCAAUGAUCGAGUGGAAAAUUCUUCUUAAGACGAAUAGCGAUAUGGCUUUUCGUAUUCUGGCUGAUGUUGCGAUCAAUGCUGUAUUCUUUAUCGACCAAGCACUGUAUUCUUCGGAACCAUUAUUCCGUCCUGGAUUUGACUUACAAUACGGCGAAGAGGUUACAGUUGGCCAAGUACAUCGUGGGGUUCACAGGGUUAUCGUUUUCCUAUAUUCACCGUCAGACAGCCCAGUAUCGUUGGAAACUAUGAUUAACUCAGCUGGCUGGCAAGCUGUGUCAGUACCGACAUUUGAUGCUAUUGUCAGUAAAGCUGUUGAACGAUCUAUUCCCGAAAACAGCGCGCCUGGUACGGUGGUAGGAGCCCCGCUUCAGGCCAUUGACCAGGACAAAAACUCGAAACUCUACUACUCUAUUGGUCAACAGAAUCAGCCAGGAUUGUUCAUUAUUGAAAAAGAGACUGGUCAACUUGUUUUGGGCCAGAACAACUCGCUAGAUUUCGAAGCUGAAUCCUCCUACCGCUUGCUAAUUCAGGUAACAGAUUCCGAAUUGACGAGCCAAGAAUGGAUUCUUGUGAAAGUUACUGACGUGAAUGAGCCUCCUGUCCUGCUAAGCCCUCAGAUUUUCUCCGUAAAGGAAAACGCGAAAGCGUAUACACAAAUUGGCAGUCCACUUUCCCCGAUGGAUCCUGACGGAGUUCUUGGAAACUAUACGUUUGCAAUAAUUCCUGCAAGAGAGCUUAUUCCGUUUGAACUCUCCUCGACUUCAGGACAGCUCUUCGUUGCUGCAAAUAGUGGCAUCGAUUACGAAGCACGCGUGGAUUAUACCUUCCAAGUUAAGGCCACUGAUAUCGACGGUUUAACCGUAACCAGUGAUGUUACUAUCAACGUUAUUGACGUUAACGAACCACCUGUCAUGUAUGUCACGGCGCUUCCCAUAAUGGAGAACACACCACAGGGAACCGUUGUUGCUCAAGUACAAGGAUUUGAUCCGGAAAAUCAAACCCUCUCGUUCUCGUACGCUUCUACGUUUGCUGGAGAUGGCAACAGUACUGCUUUCCGAGUUGUUCAAACGUCUUCAUCAACUGCUCAAAUUGAGGUGCGAGGAGCAAGAAUUGACUUCGAACAACAACGAAGCUUUGAAAUGUCUGUCACGGCGACCGACACAGGCGAAAACAGCCUCUCAGUAUCGCAAACCUUCACUGUUAUUGUGAUUGACGUCAACGAACCUCCACAACUUACGGUGUCACUUCCAAUUUAUAUGAGCAUUCCAGAACAGACUGCAAAUGGUUCGCUGGUCGGUACAACGAUCAGCAGCUACUUCUCGGAUCCAGAUACUAGUGACAGCAUUACUAUUAAGCUGGUUUCAUCUGUACCUGUAAAUGGAGCAUUUAACGUGAGCAGUACGGGUCAACUAUCGGUGCAAAACUCUGGCCUCUUGGAUUUUGAGGCAUUAACGAUGAUCCAGCUCUCGUGCCAGGCCGCUGACAAGGGUAGAAACAUCGUGGACGUUCUUGUUAACAUUGCUAUCACGAAUGUAAAUGAAGCUCCAUAUUUUACGGAGUCUGUGGUUCAAAUCAACAUCCCAGAGUCCUCAACUAUUGGAAGUGAAAUGCAUCGUGUAGCCGCGUUGGAUCCUGACGGGAACGGGGCCGACUUGCGGUAUUACAUUGUCAGUGGCAACUCCAACCAAGCGUUUGUCUUAACUAAUUUGGGCGUACUUAAAACGUCGCGAAAACUUAGCGCGUUGGAAGUGUUCAAUAUUUCUGUUGACGCCAUCGAUACGCUUGGGAAUGGACUACAAUCACAAACAAACCAGGUUUUGAUGAUCUCGGUCAGUAGCGUAAACUCCCCGCCGGUUGUUGACAAUUUCGUGUUUCAUUUGGAUGAAAAUACUGGAAUUGGUACAAGAAUUGGUCAGGUAUGGGGUGUUGAUUCUUACGACGGAAGCGUUUUAUCAUUUUUCACCCUUCCUGGAACCGACAGGAUUCAAUUCCGACCUGUAAGCAGAAACACGUCAGAUGUGUAUCUCUGGCCACCAAUGCUAAACUAUGAAGCGGAGCCCUCGGUCACUUUUGUUCUUUGCGCGAUGGAUGAUGGAGCGAGAAAUGAUUACGUUGCAGUGAUGAGAGGUUGCGGAAAUCUCACGAUAUCUGUCGUCGAUAUCAACGAAGCCCCAAAAUUUGAUGCUUUUGCUCAGAAUGUGCUGACAAUUACAGAGAUUGCUCAACUGGACGACGGUAUUGGUGGAGUUCUACACUAUAUGACUCCUGGCGGCAAGUUUUUCGGCAAUAAUUCCCAUGACCUCCUUCUCGAUGGGACGUAUGACUUUGUUUUCGGUGACGUAGACUUUAGUGUCGCUAUGAGUGUGCGCACCAAGACAAACGGAGGGAACAUAUUGCGUCUAGUUGGAUCUACGGAAAGCGAUUACUUUGAAGUGUCUAUAGGAAGCGACGGAAAACUAAACGUUACCGCCAGCUCUUUUCUCAUUCAAGGACACCAAGUCCUGUCGGACGGCGCUUGGCAUUAUAUUGCAAUCAUUUCUGCGAUAAGUGACCAAACCCUUAGAGUAUAUAUCGAUGGCCGUCUCGACACUACCUCUUUGAUAUUCUGGGGAUCACCAGUUAUCGCACAGCAAGCAGUCCUUUCGUCGCAGCUAGCAUUUUUUACAGGAUGGAUCACGCGGUUUCACUAUUUUUCUGGUGCGAUAGCUCUAGCUCAAGUGCAAGAACUGACGUUAUAUUCAGUUCCUAGUUUCUAUGCCGUAGCAAAUACGGGUGUUAGCGGUGUGGAUUAUGCCAAAGGAAGUGAAUACUGCGCUGGUCAAGGGUUACGUCUGUGCGACUUGAUGGAUUUGGAGACACUUUGUAUUGAUCCGCACUACAGUCCUGCAACGUUCCCGACAGCCAGCCAAGGUUCGAUAAAGGUAUCACCGUGUUCGAAUAGUGCUGUGAAAGCAGAACUGAACGCAGGCAACGCCCAACUCGCGUGUUGUACACAAUAUUCUGACAGCAAACUUAUCGGCAAUUCAUCGCGUCCAAUGCUCAGGGCAGAUGCUCUGACAGCAAGUAGCUUUCUUGAUAACAGAAAAAGUCACGGUUACGGAUACAAUGGACUUGGUGUCCUCCGUAGUGACAACGUGAAUGGAUCGUGGUGUCCUCGUUCCAACUCGUCUUUUGAAUGGGUUCAAAUCAGCUUUCCAAAGGCGACGAUUGUUUCUCGAAUUGAAGUGUAUCCAGGAAUCGACUACAAUGGCAACAUUGGGUACUUGAAAGCGUUUCAGGUAGUAUGGCGGCGCUCAAGCACUGAAGAAUUCUCGGCUCUUACGGAUAGCUCAAACGCAGAGAUCAAUUUUGCUGCUUUAGACGGUAGUGCAAGCAACGGGGUGUCGGCUAAUGUCUUUCUCCCUAAUGUGAAUGCUAAGGACAUUCGAAUCAUUCCUAGAAGUUGGCGUGAUAGUCCAUGUCUUCGUCUUGAGCUGUAUGGACCGGAUUCAGAUUUUCAAGUGCCAGGCCCACUUACAGCAACUGAUGAGGAUAUUGGUCAAAGCCUACGAUACCAUCUGCGCGACUCAGAUCGACCAUCAGGUGUUCAAAUUGAUCCUCAAUCAGGAUUUGUCACGGUUCGUCGACGUUGGAUUGACUUUGAAAUGCAGCAGUCGUUGCGAUUUACGGCAGAGGUUUAUGACGAUUCUGGACUUAGUGACAGUGUCACUGGCAAAAUUGAGGUCAUCGAUGCAAACGACGCUCCUUCAUAUGCGUCGACAUCUUAUGUACUGACUGAAAAUUCUGGUAAAGGCUCCGUAAUUGGCAAGUUCGUGGCAGAGUCGAUAGAGUCGACUGAAAAACUGAAUGUUCAAAUUGUUGAUCCUGACUGUCCUAUUACAGUUGACCGUCUUUCUGACAAAUUGGUCGUUCAAACUCCCGGCAAGUUUGAUUUCGAGAUAAAUUCAGUUAUGUACUGUGUUUUAGUAAUCACGGAUGACGCACAAAUGCCACGAUCGAUUUACACUACAAUUUCUAUUCAGUUGGAAGAUGUGAAUGAAGCUCCAGUGAUUUUAACAGGACAAAGAGGUUUCAUCCGAGAGAACGCAGCGAAAGGAGAAUUCGUUAUGACGAUCCAAACGAUUGAUUAUGAUACAAAUCCAACUUGGUCCUCUCUCCGAUUCAGUCUAUUUAACACGAGUGUUUUUUCAGUAAACUCCGUGACCGGUGAUAUUACGAUACUCACGCCUGGUGUUCUCGAUUUCGAAACAACGUCAGAGGUCACUAUUCACGUUCAAGUGACCGACGGUGGGUUUCUGGCUGCACGAGACAUGGUGUAUGUGUCUAUACUGAACGAAGAGGAAGCUCCUCAAUUGUCAGCAGCUUACGACUUAAUCGUACAGGAGAACGGAGUUGUUCCUCGAUCGCUACUUCUCGUCAAAGCUACUGACCCUGACAGAAUAUCUCACGAUAAGUUGUCGUUUUCUCUGGUGGAGAAUGAGCAAGAAUUUGCUGUUGAUGGAAUAACUGGAGAGCUUGUUCUACUGAAACCGCUCGAUUUUGAAUUUGUACAGUUGAAAAACUUGACAGUAAAUGUUGCCAAGAGAGGAACAUCAUUGAGCGUCAACUCAACAAUUAAUAUUGUAGUUGCAGACGUAAAUGAACCACCAGAGUUGUAUACUGGAACUAGCAUUGAAACCUCAUCCCACGAGAAUUUGAAAGAGGGCGUAGCUAUUGGUGUUGCAUUGUCUACGUUUGUCUGGGAUCCCGAGAAUAACACCCUGAGCUACGUGUUGGAAGCUUCAGAGUAUUCACCAUACUUUUCCUUAGAUGGUUGUAAUGGGCAACUAAGAUCAAAGCAGGCUUUGGAUUAUGAAACAAUGCCGAGAAAAGUGAAUUUAGUGGUAUCAGUUUACGAUUCGGGCAAAGCGCGACUAGGAGUCCCUAUUUCGGUUGCCGUCCUUGAUGUCAACGAGCCUCCAGUGUUUCAACAGACUCUGCACAUACUUGCAGUGGAAGAAAACGCAGCAAGCAAAACUGUGGUGGGCGUAGUUUCUGCUUCUGACCCAGACACGGGCAACCAGUUACUCUAUUCUAUCAAAUCUGGUGACAGCAGCACAUUCAGGAUCGAUUCUGGUAUUGGUGAAAUAUCAGCGUCUUCGACAGCUAUAUUAGACUUUGAAAGCCGAUCCUCAUAUACGCUUCAAAUCUGCGCUACUGAUAGCCUGUUGGAAACUUGCGCGGAAGUGGUUAUUAAGAUACUUGACGUGAAUGAGCCGCCUUCGUGUCAUUCUGAAGUUCGAUUUGUUGAGGAAAAUAGUCCAACUGGGUCAAUUAUCACACCUCAGUUUGAAAGCAUUGAUGCUGACGCGGGGGAUCUACGUUUGCAUCCAAUUUUCUCGCUCAUCGAUACUGAAGGGGUUGGUGGCUUUCGAUUUGAUAAUGCGUCCCUUAUCUUGGGUAGUAUUUCACUGGACUACGAAGCACGCGAUGUAUAUCGCUUCCAAUUUUCAACAUGUGAUACUGGUGGUGCUUGCAAUAUAUGUAACCUUACUAUUCACGUCAUGGAUGUCAAUGAACAUCCAGUAGUUUUUAACCAAGACGUUCAAGUGGUAGAAGGCACCAAUGGAUCUUUCUACUCAUUUCAGGCAUUCGACCCGGAUUUGAAACAGUCGGGUACUCUUUCGUACGAGAUAGCUGACCAAUCUGUGGCAGGAUUAUUUUCUGUGGAACGGGAAAGCGGAUUAGUGAGCGUUGCUCUACCAAAGCUCCUGGAUUUUGAAACGGUGCAACUUCACCAAGCGUGGAUCAACGUUCGUGUGACAGAUAAAGGAACACCUUCUUUGACUUCGAUUGGACAUUUGAUGGUUCAAAUUUUGGACGUCAAUGAAGUACCUACAAGCGUCGGUAUUCUAGAUUUAGUAGUUCCAGAAAAUACUACUAUUGGCACGAUAUUACUUACUUGGGACGUUCGUGACGAUGAUGUAGGUCAGCAGUUGACGUACCAAGUGAUGAGUGGAGCUUAUGCUGGCCUGCUUAGUUUCCGCGAUAAUGGCAGCCCUGACGUGUCUUUGGAGGCUUCUCUAAACUUCGAAUUGAUGUCGCAAUAUGAGAUUAUGCUACGAGCAUGCGAUCCUUACACCAUGUGCACAACUACUUUUCUACGACUUGCGGUUUUGGAUUGCAACGAACCUCCGUCUUUCUUUCCUAAUACUACUACGAAUCUUGAAUUUGCGGUGGCAAGUCACGCUACAUUAGGAACUGUGAUAGGUGUUCUGCAGGCCGUAGAUCCGGAUUUUGGGGAUGUGCUGACGUUUUCUCUCGUAUCGUCAGCAAAUUUUCCAACAACAAACGUGAAGGAUGGAGCUGGCGUCUUUGCUGUUAACCCACAAUCCGGAGAGCUGACAGUGGCCUUGUUGCGAAGCGUUCAGCAACUCCAAACAGGCAACAGCUUCAUACUAAUAGCUAAAGUGGCCGAUUUGAAAGGACUCGCGGUGACUACCACGAUAAUUGUUAACGUCGUAGCAAACAAUGUGCCACCUGUUUGCCAGACAGGUAUCUUGGCUUAUAUGGAUGAAAGUGCUGCAGCUGGAACUCUCGUUGGGUCCCCGUUAUCUUCCUACGUUACUGAUGCUGAUAUUGGAACCACUUUCGUAUUCUCGCUACAGCACCCGUUCCUAUCUGUGAAUCCGAGCAGUGGUCAAUUAGUUGUUACGAGUGGAUCUAAUCUCGACUUUGAGUCUAGUACACAAAACUCGACAUCUGCUAGUGUAGUUGUUAUGGAUGAUGGCGCCUACCACAACGGCCUUGGUACGUUGGCUACGAGUUGCGUCGUAUACGUGGUUGCGUUGGAUGUGAACGAGGCUCCAACAACAUCGAAUUUAUCCCUCAGUAUUACUGAAGGUACAAACUCGAAUCCUUCCCUCGUGCUGCCGACCGAGAUGUUUACGUUUCCUAUCCUUUCACCUCAAGAUGAUUAUAUUAUCUCAAAAACAUCUACUGGAAGCUAUGCCGUAAACUCUACUCGAAAAACGCUUCCAAUGGGGUACGACUCCUUUAUUCGAGCUUCAGUUGGAAUCGUACUUCGGUUUGCGGGCAUCCAGCUUCCUGAUGUGAUUGGUCAUCUCUCGAUGGCGCAGUUGCGAUUCACUGUUCCAUCAGGGAGAAUUGGUCCCUUUUCGAUUCAAAUACGAGUGAUAAACGAAUCCACCACUUCGUGGAGCUCAAAUCAAUCAUUGGAGAACUUUGGUGAGGCGGCCUUUGUCACGUGGUCUGUGGAAAAGGAACUGUCAGCUACAACAAUCUGGUCUCCAAGUAUUUCGUCGCUUCUAGUGGAUUUAGUACCUAACAUUCUGAGUACUAACAAUGUCGCAUUCCUUAUCACCGGAGGAGGAAUUGGAGAAGUUAGCGCCUUCGAUCGCAGUGCUGCUACGGCUGCGGUUCUUGAAAUCACUGUAGCUCAAGUUUCACGAGAAUCCAUUACGGGUGGCAUAGUGUCUUAUGCGGAUCCUGAUGCCCUGGACAGCGUCCAGUUCGCGAUAGUAAAAGGAAACCCUCCCAACCCCGUGUUCUUUGUGAACAAAAACAGUGGCGAGAUCACUGCAAACAUCGAUCUACUGAGCUACGAGCUCCAGAGUAACUACGAGCUCCAAAUCUCGGUUACUGACAGGUUAGGCUUGGCUGCUUUGUCAACGAUCCGCAUCGCUGUUGUGGAUGCCAACGAACCACCGGUUGUGAGCGAAAUGGUUUGUUAUGUUGCUGAAAACACACCUACUGGGUCACCAAUUUGCGCUAUACCCGCUUCCGACCCUGACCGCUCUGAACUAGCCACCGGUAAACUGGUGUACUACUUAGCUCAAUCGUCCAACAAUGGCGAGGAUACAACAUUUCAGAUUGAUCCGAUUUCAGGAAUGUUGCAGGUUGCAAAUUCAACUCUUCUCAAUUUUGAAGUAAGAAAGAAGUUGGUGGUUACUGUAUGCGCAAGGGAUGGUGGGAGUCCAUCGUUAAUCGGAUGCGGCACCACGACAGUCUACAUUACCGACAUCAACGAUGCGCCAGCAACAAUUACUCCACAAAAAUGUGAAAUAGACGAGUACAUUUAUGACUAUACUGAUGAACAAGUCGGUCGAUUGGUUGGCACCGCGGUAUGCAAUCUCACGGUUCUUGAUGAAGACAAUAGCGGAUCCGCGAAUACUUCCUGGAAAAAUCACGUUUGGCAGGUGGUAGAAGCGGAUUCUGGAUGUCCAUUUAAUGUUAGUGCACAAGGUCAAGUUGCGGUGAGUACUCCUCGAUCUGUCAGUUAUGAACAGCAAAAAGUCUGGUCUUUACUGGUCCAAGCAAUGGAUUUGGGAGGUUUAUCAAGCACCCCACAAAGAAUCGAGAUAAGUAUUCUAGACAUCAACGAAAAGCCGCAGAUCAAUGCAACUACGUUCUACAUCGACGAGAAUUCGGUCGCUGGUACCUUGGCUACAGGAAUUAUUUCCGUGUUUGACCCUGACAUUCGAAGCGAUGGUCAGUCGGAUACUCCUAUUGUGAGCUUGGUUGAAGAGGUCGACACGUUUAACGUUGCGAACAACAAAAUCCAACUGCAGCGUGAUACCCUAGAUUUUGAAACCAAGCCUUCGUACGUGAUUUCAGUCGUGGCAACCGAUCAAUCUGGAGCAAAAAGCAACGUUCAGAAGAUCAAUAUUGUGGUGAACAACGUCAAUGAAGGGCCGACUAUUGAUCCUAUGCAGGUUUCUAUUCUCGAGAAUCAGCCCGCUAUGACGAAGAUUUUACCAGCGGUUAAAGCCAAGGAUCCCGACGGAGAUAGCGUGUCAUUCAGUCUAGUUUCUGAAACACCGCAGGGUGCUAUUACGCGAGCUCCGACUGCAUUUGGAAUUGAUACGAUAACGGGUGUUUUGUUCCAACAGGUGGACCAAUUAAACUACGAAGAAGCUAAAGAAUAUGCUCUGGUUGUGAAGGCACGAGAUACCGCUGGGCUAUUUUCAACCGCUAUUGUCACGGUCAUCAUCACGGAUGUUAACGAAGCGCCAAGCAUUCGAGAUCAGACCGUCAGUAUACGUGAAAAUGUAAGCAUUGUCGCAUCAGUUGGUCAGCCAUUUGCUACAAUGUCAUCCGACCCGGACUUGAAAAAUGGAUUGGAGGUGCUGACGUUUACGUUGACCAAUGCCAGUCAGUCUCCUUUUUCUAUUGACUCAAAAUCAGGCCAAGUGAUUACCUCUGCCCAUCUCGACUUUGAAACAGUGUCAGUCUACAAUUUACGUGUACGUGUUAUGGAUUUAAACGGUCUAUCGGAUGAAAGUAACUUCAUGGUAACUAUUCUCGAUGUUAACGAACCACCAGUCAUUGGGCCUUUCAGUAUAUCGGUACCAGAGAACCUCGUGCCAGGAUCCAUUCUUGGUGACCCUAUCGUAGCCAUUGACCCGGAAGCAGGGUCCAAACUUUACUAUGAUCUUAUUGGGACAAGUGACAUUGUGACUGCGUGUAUCCGAAUUAAUUCCUCCACUGGACAGCUGUCAUUAAAGAUUGAUUGCUCACUAGACUACGAGGCUUCGACGGGAAGUACCUUGUCGGUUGUCGUGCAUGUUACAGAUGGAGAGUUCACUGUUUCGACAAAAGGAACAAUUUACAUAAUUGACGUGAAUGAGGCGCCUGUGUUAGUGGCCUCCGAGUCGACACUGUUGAGGGAGAACUCAGUCGACGAGACAAUUGUCACUCUCAUAGUGGUAGAAGACCCUGAUGUGAACGAAUAUCAUCAAUUCUGGAUAUGUGAGCAAAGCCACUCAAACACCUUUCGAAUCCAACCAACCGGUCUUAAUACCGCAGAGAUUGUUGUGAUGGACUCCAGUGUGUUAAACUAUGAGAAAAAUCCAUAUCUUUGCGUUGAUGCGUGUGUUAAGGACAGAGGCAACUUAACGGCAAAAGCACGGUAUACCAUCAAUCUCGUGAAUGUGUUCGAGCCGCCGUACUUCGUGCAGGAUAUCAUACAAUUCACAGUCGAAGAGUCAAUUCGGGUUGGGAGUGAUAUCGGAUCGCCGCUAACUCGCUUGGUUAUUGAUGAAGAAAAUCUGAAUGUCGACAUUGGAUGUUCAGUUGAGAUAAGCAUCGUGAACAGCACCUGUGGUCAUCGUGCAUCGUUUUCUGUGGAUUCUUGCGGCCAAAUAACCUUAUCUAGUGGUGGAUUGGAUUACGAGACUAUGUCGACGUGUGUGGUGUAUGUUUUGCUGCCAGCGACGAGUAUUUACAACGCAAACACUUCAUCUUUACCUCUUGUGGAUACUAUCACUGUGGUUUUAACAGUAACUGACGUGAACGAACCCCCUGCAUUCCAGCAGAACUUGUAUCAGUUUGGCCUAGCAGAGUCUAGUGGCGAAGGAGCUUUAAUAGGGGUAUUGCCAGCAACAGACGUUGACACUGGUGAUGUUCUAUCAUUCCAGUUGCUGAAUGUUGAAACUGGAUACGAGGGGGUGUUUAAGGUGUCCGUAUCGGGUGAAAUUACACUUGCAGGAUUGCUAGACUACGAGAAAAAGCAGUCUUAUCAAGUUUCAGUCCGCGUACUCGAUCGGCAGGGGGCCUACUCCGAUUCGAGCGUCGUUAUCAGUAUUACAGACACAGAGGAGCCUCCAAUUUUUCAAGCUAGUCAUUACAGUUUUGCUAUUCGGGAGAACUCACCCGUCCAAACGGUUGUUGGAGAUGUUGUCGCGAUCGACAGCGACACGUAUCAAAACAAGACAAUAAUCUACAAUAUUAUCAGUGGGAACAAUUUCGGCGCUUUUGCAAUUCUGUCAAUUGCUGGAGAUGGUAAGAUAGUGGUGGGCUCACAACAAGCACUUGAUUAUGAACGACAAGAGUCGUACACUCUACUGGUGGAAGCGACCGACAGUAUCCAGGGAGGAGUGCGAAGUUUUGCAACGGUAUCCGUGAGCAUCAAAGAUGUUAACGAAGCUCCACAAGUGCAUCCAGUGAGAGUCUAUAUUCCUGAAGAUGCUGUGAUUGCAACUCCGAUAUUCUCGUCUUCCGCACUCAAUGAAACCUUCACAGGGAAGCUAUUUGCUUCAGAUCCCGAUGACAAAGAUACAUUGACGUUUACAGCGACAGACUCAACCGAUACGUUUUCCAUUGACUCUGUAUCCGGUGCUGUGCUAUCGAAACGAUUACUAAAUUUCGAGAGUAAUUCCUACUAUUCAAUCUACAUUACGGCAACAGAUGAUAAUCUGUCAGCAACUGAAAUUCUGGAGAUCAUCAUUUUGGAUCGCAAUGAUGUUCCGAUUGUCACAUCCACGACAUUCACACUCGCCGAAAAUCAACUUCGGGACUCUGUUGUUGGUGUUACUCAAAUCACUGAUGAAGACUUUAAUCAGCAGCAUUUCUUUACGUUAGUUGAAACUACUCUAGUUUUAAGAGACAACUCGACGGAAGUUAGACCCAACAAUGACGUGGUUUCGGUUGGACUGUCAUCGGGCUCUAUUCAAGUUUUGAAUGAAAGUGUGUUUGAUUAUGAAGUGGUACGUCAAGUGGUGAUCGUGAUAACUGUGAGUGAUGACGGUAACCCGAUUAGACAAAGCGCGGGGUCACUGACGAUUGAUUUGACGAAUGAAAACGAGCAGUGUGCUUUUCCUGAAGUAGUUUUGACGCUUUCGAUUUCUGAAAACGUGAUUGGAGUGGCUGGUCACGUCCUUGCAAUAGAUCCGGACGCAAACACGUCGCUAUCGUGGGGUUCGCUGAGCUAUUACAUGAUAGACGAUGAAAUGUCGAGUAACGCUGUGUCACUUUCGAACACUGGCGAAGUCCUCGUAAAAACUCCACUAGACUUCGAGAUUCAACGCAAGAUCGUAUUUAAGGUCGCGGCAGUUGACGGCGGGAGUUUAGUUUGUUCGACUUCAGUUCAAUUACUGGUCGAAGAUAAAAAUGAGCCACCUGUCAUUCAAUCCGACCACUUUUGGGUACCAGAGUCUGUAGACGGGAAUUUGGAUUGGGUGAGAGCGUAUGAUGGAAGUCACGCUCGAAUAUUGGUUUGGGAUCCAGAAAAUGAUACAGUGACGGUCUCGCAGAACUCAUCGGACUAUAUUUCAGUUUCAGACGACGGUUUGAUUUACCUGGAGAAGCCUGUUAAUUACGAAGUGAAGUCGUGUUAUGAUCUUUUAGUUACCGCCACCGACUCCCAUGGACUCCAGACGAGCGCAAUUGUGCGGGUCGAGAUAGUAGAUUUGAAUGAGCCACCAGUAUUUACGCCUCAACCAACACUGACAAUCGCUGAAGAUGCGUCUAGAGGAGCGGUCUUGGGAGUAGUGGGAUCCGCCUACGAUCCUGAUGAAUACGACGUGGUUUCUUACAAACUUGAGUCGGCAACAGAUCGCAAUGGGUUGUCUGUGGACAUGUUCAUGAUUCAUUCAUGUGAUGGAGAAGUUCGCAUGAGCAAGUCUAGUGCACUCGAUUACGAGGCAAAUGAUCGAUAUGUUCUUACGAUUAGUGCAGCCGAUCGUGCUGGUUUAAAGGCGUUUUCGAAGCCUCUGCUUGUAGAAGUUACUGACGUCAACGAGCCACCGCAAUGCCGGGAUGAAAUACUAUCCAUCUUAGAAAAUGCCACAGCAAACGAGCGAUUUGGUCCGAUCGAGUGGAGCGAUCCUGAUUCGCCAAUCAAAAACAAUAUCACGGUGUUUGAAGUGAUCAGCGAUACCGAUGAAAUUGGCUAUGAGAUAUUUGAGAUUCAGUGGGGAAACGAUCAGUAUUGGAUGGCUUUGCAAAACUCUGGUAGUCUCGAUUAUGAGUCGAUGAACCUGUACACUGUUCGCGUAAAAAUUGGCGACAGCUUCGAUUCAAGAAAUGACCCCUCCGCGACUAGCGUUGUGUCUUCUCUGUCCUCAACGUGUACUAUUACAAUCCAUGUUCUAGACGUGAACGAGCCGCCCAUCGUUUCAAGUAUUAUCAAGCGAGAGGUCGAAGAAAACGCUCCGCUGUAUGUCAAUGUGGGACUGCCGAUCGAAGUAAAUGAUCCGGAUGCAGCUGACGUGCUCCACUACUCAAAUGCCAACCACCAAACAAAUCCAGUUCCAUUUACGAUGGACUAUAAUACUGGCCAACUCCGUGUAUCUGGAGACCUGGAUUACGAAACUCAAGCGCUGUACUCAAUUAAUGUUAUAAUCGAGGAUUCAGCCUUAAACACGAUUACAACGCUGUUAGAAGUCUCUAUUAUAGACAUCAACGAGCGUCCUCAACUACCUCGGAACUGUUUUGUUCGCGAAGAUGGCAUUACUGAAAACCGCUACGAAUACAACAAGGAUGUGUGUAUCGAAGCGAACGAAGAUGUUGAGGUUGGAGCUUUGUUACACCACUUUGAAGCGCUGGAUCAGGACAGUAACCAACGUCUAUUCUAUUCUGUGAGCGAGACAUCAAACCCCUUUGUUCGAGUUGUUCAAAACGACGAUCGAAGUUGUGAGCUGAUCUACAGUCGUGCGAUAUUCGACUAUGAAAGUUUAAAGAUGCAUCGAGUUCAACUCACCGUUACAGACACAGGUAAAGGUUUUCUGUCGGAUACAGUAAUGGUCUUCAUUUUCAUUGUGGAUGUCAACGAGCCUCCGAGCCUUCUACAAGCCUCAACACUCAAUCUCGUAAUUGCGGAGAAUUCUGUGAGUGGACAGCUACUUGGUCAAUUGCACGGUGUGGAUCCUGAAGGCGAUUCCUUCACGUUUUCAUUGAAAGGUUCUAGUCCAGUCUCAAAUACAAUUGAAAUUCGUGAUGAUGGCCAAAUCCGAACAACCGGAGCUUCUAUCGACUAUGAAGCGUUAGCUAAGAUGAACUCCCUUUGGGCGGAGCCCGUGCUAACGAUCCGUGGUACAAUCAACUCGUUUGACGCUGUUUCGACAGCCUUCACUUUUGUCAUAGCGGUGGUAGAUGUCCCUGAGCCACCUUCCUUUAGCUUCAAGCAAUAUUCCUUAGCUGUUCAUGAAUUGGCCAGUGCAGGGGUCAUUGUAGGUGCACUACAAGCUACCGACCCGGACUUCAACGAUACACAGCGAUUUACGUGGGAUACGACAGAUGCAGCCACUAAAGCUGCCAGUAGCGUGUUCGAUGUCGACGAUAAGUCUGGUAUAAUUUCGCUGAUUAAAAAAGGCGUUUUGGAUUCGGAGACGACUCCAACAUACAAACUUAAGACAGUUGUGACCGACUCAACCGGUUUAACAGAUUUAUCGACUGUGGUUCUUACGAUUGUGAACGAUAAUGAGCCACCGAGUUGUCCUUCACUUCAGUGCUGGGUUCUUGAGAACGCUGCUGGUGUUUUCAAAGGUUUGCCUGGAACUCAAGGGCUGUGUCAAGCGGAAGUACAAGACUUGGAUAUAGGUCAGAAACACACGUUUCAGUUACUGUCCUAUCCUGAUAGUAGUAUCUUUUCGAUAGAUUAUGCAAGUGGAGUAGUCCGGUUUACGUCGGGGCAACAGAUCUACGCUAAUUUCGAGGUGCAAAGCGUAUAUCGCCUCCGUUAUCAAACGAAUGACAUCCCGGAUACCGGCGUAUCGUUGAGUUGCAGCAACGAAAUCGUUAUCAGUGUCGUGGAUGUCAAUGAAGCACCUGCAAUUUCAGGAAGACAGUCUCUUAUUGUAGCAGAGAUGAGUACAGACGGGACUAUUGUGGGCACGGUCAACACGAUUGAUGAAGACAACGGAGACGUGCUGACAUUCUCUUUACUCGAUUCCUACUCGCCAUUUACGCUCGAAACAGAUACGGGAGUUUUGAGAGUGGCUAAUGGCUCUACGAUUAACUUCGAGUCUGCACCGGUGAUGUAUAUUACUGUCGCUGUGACGGACCGCGAGGGCCUUCAAGUGGUGGCAACAUUAACUGUCACGGUGCUAAACGUCAAUGAUCCGCCAAUACUGCAGUCAGCGAACUUCACAGCGGCCGAGUAUGCUUUAUCAAGGAAUGGUGACACGUUUGGGACUCGAAACUUGGAGUUGUUAGGAUCUCUUCAUUGCUUUGACGAAGACACGAGUGACGAGUUGUCUUUCUCGCUACUGGACGAUACUUCUGCCUUUGUGGUUGAAACUAAGAGUGGAAUGUUCUAUGCUGAAACCCGAAAUCUUGAUUUCGAGACAACGCGUGGUUAUGCUUUGACUAUCCAGUGCUCAGAUGGUCAAACAACUGCUAUAUCAACGUUUUGGGUAUUUGUGAAGAACAUUAACGAAGCGCCAAUUGUAACUGGACAAGUAUAUCGAGUAAACGAGAACACACCAAUUGGUACUGGCAUAGGCUUUGUCAGUGUUUCGGAUGUAGAGCACGAUGAUGAAAACUUUCUGACGAUUGUUAAUGAUGCAACGAGGAGCUCCAACACGGUGUCCAGAUUGCAAGAUCAAGCUCCUGUAUUUACCGAUUCUUUGGACGUUGAGUGGAUGAACAUUCCCGAGAUACUACAGAACGCUUUCAUCGUUACCACUUCGGUAUCAGAACCAUUGUCAAAAGUCACGCUGAAUUUGGCCAGCUCUGGUGACAUAUUUGUACUGGUUGAAGACGACUCCGAUGUUAUUCCAGCUUGGAUAUCGCAAAAUGCGUUCGUAAAACUGGAAGGACAAACAAUUACUGCUCAAAGCAGUACAAGUGCUACCACCUAUGAGAUCUACAUUCGAGCAAAUUCAGGCGGCGAUUUCGUGAUUCCAGACACAACAGCGUUCAACAUGCUUUGUGUUUUUGGCGCAUAUCCUUCUCCAUUGGAAUAUUUCAUUCACGGGUCCAGAAGCAACUGGUUCGACGUCUCGACGUCUGGAGAAUUGCUACUAGCUACCGUCACUCUCGACUAUGAAUCAAUUGCAGCUAUAGACCAACCGGUUCAAAUCAGUGUGAAUGUCGUGGACAGUGGAGGUUUAAUGGGAGAGGCAACACUUUCUAUCUACGUAGACGACGUAAACGAGCCACCUGUAAUCAUUAGCUGCUGCUUUGAGAUCACAGAGAACCCGACCAUUGGCUCGAUGAUCGGCGAACUCUCAGGAACCGACCCGGAUUUAUCAGAUCAAAUUACGUUCGAAUUGGCCUUCCCAUCCACAGAUAUAUCACUGACAUCAAGCGGUAAUAUGUCCGUUCGUGAUAGUUCAUUGUUCGACUACGAACGGAAUUCAUUGGUCACAGUUCGUGUACGUGCUACUGACAGAGGUGGGUUGGUCUACGAGCGCGAGAUCCAGAUUAAAGUCUUGGAUGUGAACGAGCCACCGAUUUUCCAGCAAUCAUCGUACUACUUUGGUGUUCCGGAGAACUCUGCAUCUGGCUUAAAUUUUGGAACCCCAAUACGUGCGAUUGACCCGGAUCGUGGUCAGACUGAAAACUUGCGUUACGAACUUGUGAAUAAAAAUGAUGGAGGAUUACCAUUCCGACUUGAGAGCUGCUCCGGUCAGCUCGCCGUUCAAUGGGAUAAAUUGGACUACGAAGGAACAAACCAAUACUCGUUUGGCGUGCGCGUUAUAGAUUCUGGUUAUCCUGUAGCUUUGGAGGCGCAAGUGCAAGUGGUGGUAGACAUCCUUAACGUGAACGAGCCCCCUCAAUUCGCUGAGUCUGGAUCAUUGGUUAUUCUGGAGAAUGCUCCAACUGGAACUUUUAUCGGGAAAAUUAUUGCUACAGAUCCAGAUCAAGCGUCAGUGUUGACAUUCCGUACCAAUGCGAGUAAUUAUGUUUCCAUAACAGACAGUGGAGAGCUAUAUGCAGCAGAGCCAUUCGACUACGAAACGAUGCCUAUUCUCUUUAUUUCGAUUACUGUCAAAGACAGUAGCGUGUAUUGUGAUCCUACAUUGGAUGCUGCAAGUUGCAAGUCUAUGUCGACGAUUAUGAAUGCUGUUGUAUUGAUACGAAAUGUCAACGAGCCGCCAUCUCUCACUGCUGGUACAUUUACUAUCCUAGAGAAUCUCUCCCCGGGAUCACUAGUUGGAAAGCCGGUCAAGGUUGUUGACGUCGAUGGAACAGUUGGAAAUAGCUCCGGGUUUUGGAUUAAAAGUGGCGUAUCGAGUGGCAAUGCAUCUGAAUUUUUGAUUCGUAGUGAUGGCCAACUUCUGACACUCGUGCCCAUGGAUUUUGAAAGCAAAACUGAAUACGAAUUAGAAAUAGCAUACACUGACGGUGAAUUCACGUCCUUUCUCGAUAUUAAGGUCAGUGUGCUAGACGAAAAUGAGCCGCCUUCCGUUGUUGGGGGGAUCACUGGAUAUGUCCAAGAAAACAAGCCUGCAGGCACCACAGUUUUGGUUGCGCAGUUUACUGAUCCCGAUCAGACUUCAGCAAACGUAUUCACACUAAUGGACAGUUAUGUUCCUUUUAGAAUGGACCAGCUCAGUGGCGUAUUGCAGACAACUCGUGCAUUGGAUUAUGAAAAAGAUCCCACUACUUUUAAUCUAAACGUGAGAGUUUGCGACGCUGCUCACACUAGUUUAUGCGGGAGCGGAUUUGUCACUGUUAACGUCCUCGAUGUUCACGAGGCGCCAUCAAUGGAUGAUCUAAUUUGUACGCAAGUGGAGAACACAGCAGUGGUGCUGACUGAGCAAGGGGCAUCUGCGUGCACAUUUAUUGCUAUUGAUCCCGAUAAAGCUUCAUGCUCUUUCUAUUCGAUUGUCGGAAGCACUUCUUCAUAUCAGUUGGUACAUGACACAAUUGUCAAUGGAGUCGCAACAACCAAAAUGCUGGAGCCUACACUAUGCACAAGUGGCCGAGUUGGCCUUUCUUGGAAAGCAUCAUCCUUGCCAGACUACGAAGUGCUGUCGCAGCAUGUGGUGACUGUCCGAGUUUCGGAUGAAACAGUGAAAACGACUGGGUUUUCGGCUGAUAGCCGAGUUAUCGUAAAUAUCGUCAAUGCCAACGAUUGCCCCACAUUGGCCGCGUUAUCCUUCACAGUACGUGAGCGUUCAGCGGCAGGUACACAAAUCGGGUACCCACUACCCGGCAAAGAUCAAGAUGUUGCUGAUACUCUGACAUAUUCCAUUGUUAAGUCGAACGCUACGUCCGGAUUAAUUGGAAUUGACGCGACGACUGGGCAAUUGACGGCGGCGAGGGCACCUUCCGGGAGCGAGUUAGUGUAUCCAGCGCAGUACACUGUGACUGUUUCUGUGACCGAUAGCAGUGUCAGUCGCUGUUCGACUACUGCUGACAUCAAAGUAUUCACGACGAAGUCCAAUUUUGCGCCAGUUUGGAGUAGCACACUACCAGCCUCGUUUGACAUUAAUGAAAAUUCUGCAACAGGGACCCAAGCUGGCGCUUUAAUCUCUGGUUUCGUGGAAGAUCCUGAUAACGACGUGAUCCAGUUUACGCUACAGUCUAAGACAGACGCGUACUGUGCAGAUACCUUCAGUGUUGGUUUGACAAGCGGAGCUAUUGCGCUUCGUGCAGGGAUAGUCUUGGAUUUCGAACAGAGGCGAACGUACAUCUGUACUGUAGCAGCGUGCGACCCAUUUCAAAUGUGCAGCACCCAUGAUGUCACUGUUCAAGUCAAGAAUGUCAACGAGGCACCAGUAUUUAACGAUCAGCAAUAUAAAUUCGUGGUGCAAGAAAACAAGGCUCCAAACUUGGCGCUUCCCAGGUGUCUCAGUGCCACGGAUCCUGAUGAAGGCGAUGGCUAUGCUCUUACCUACACGACAUCGUGCACGAAUGCGACCGACUGUUCUCUCUUCUCGGUAAAAGUUGAAAAGGACUGCAGCCAGGCGAGAUGUGCUCGAAUUAUUGUCAAGCUAAGUCUGAAUUAUGAGGCUCGACGUCACUACAGCUUUAAUCUUAUCGCACAAGACCCCGGUAAGCUAACAGCUGUGACGAUCAUUGUUAUUGAGGUGGAGGAUGUAAACGAGAUUCAUUCCUUUGUUGACUUUACCACUACAAAAUCAGUGUUGGAGAACACGGCGAUAGGUUCGGCUAUUCUUCGGGUCACUACAACUGAUCCAGAUAUGUACUCUUACCCAUUUGGUACCAUUCAGUAUGCGCUAAGUGGGAUGACUCCGCCAGGUCUGAAUGUGUUCCGAAUCGACUCAACAACUGGUGACUUAAUUGUGAAUGGCGCCAUUGACUUUGAGGCUGUACAAGCAUAUACACUGACUAUCGAGGCUCGAGAUUCUAGUGGUAUCAAUGCCCUCGUUAUUUCCAAGGAUCUCAUUGUUACAGUGAAAAAUACUGAAGACACAACGGUGGAGGCGUUUGAGCUUGUAGCAGAUAGCUCUCGUAAAUUGAGCACUAUCGGCGGAGAAAAGUUUAUCCUUACAGGCACAAACAUGGGAUUCAAGCAACGAGCCGAUGGUUCUGUGGUAAUAAAGCUGCUCACAGUGCAAUAUGGAGCGUACGGAACAACUUCGCCGUACACCGCAACAAACUGUUUUCUAGUAAAUGGAAAUACUGGUGUUGAGUGUACCUCAGCUCCCGGAGUUGGGGCCAACCUCUACUGGAAUAUCACUCUGGUCAUGACAGUUCCCACUAUUGGUGACACGACAUUCCAAGCAUCUUCAUCCGUUCCGUUAGCAUCGUAUGGUGCUCCAGUCAUUGACUCGGUUGAGUGCAAUACUGCGUUCCCUACAAACGGCAGCAGUGUGGAUAACAUUAUCAUCUAUGGCGAGAACCUGGGAUCGACACAAUUGUCGAGCUCAGAUGCGCAGCCUAUCGUCUUGUACGGCUCCGACUUUGAGGUACAAAACUGUAAGCUGCACACUUCUACCCGUCAGUACGUUACCUGCCGUAGUGUUCUCGGUACAGGUACAAAUCUCCCAUUCACACUGGUAGUUCGCGGCCAGGCAAGUGCGACGUUCGCUACCAGUUGUCAUUAUGCUGCUCCUAUUAUAACUGCAGUGACAAUGGCAAAUGGAUUGCAAACAUCUGGAAGCGCUACAGUGGUGGUGAACGGAAGUGGGUUCGGAUGUCAGGGCUGCGCCAAUAUCACGGUAUGGUACAUGAACACCCUCCAUUCGUCCGAGUUGAAUGACUGCACGGUGGUGGUUGAUCAUAUUCAGUUGACGUGUAUGUCUCUACCUGGAGCAGGAGGAGAUUUCCAAUGGCAAAUAUCCGUUGACAACCAACUGAGCGUGUUAACCAGCGAAAUCAAAACGGCAUACGAUUUACCUCAAAUUCUGGAAGUAAUGGGCUUCAAGGACGCUUCUACCGCAGGAGGGACAGUCUUCCAGAUACGCGGUCAAAACUUUGGCCCUGAUACUGCCAUAUUUGUGGACCCGGUUGUUGAAUAUUCGUUCGAUAACUUGACUAUCCUUCGAGCUGUCCACUGCAAACGGCAAUACACCGACCCAAAGAAUCACAAUUUGAUUCAGUGCGAGUCCGUUGCUGGUAGCGGGUCAUUCCACUCAUGGCGCGUUACAAUUGAGGGCCAAACUUCGCUAUGGACGACACAAAACACGUCGUACGCCGGACCAAUUGUGAACAAGGUCUUCCGUCCGGAUGGAGAGGCAGAAAUUAGGACGAGUGGUGCGCAGCAGGUGGUCAUCACAGGCAAGAACUUUGGCAUCAUGAACGAAUCCGUUAUUAACAGAGUGACGUACGGAAUUAACGGGAACGAGUUCACCGCGACGAAUUGCUCAAUUGUGAUCAAUCAUGAACGGAUUUUAUGUACAACUGCGCCUGGUGUUGGUAAUCGCCUUGUCUGGAUCGUCACAAUUGAUGGUUUGACUAGUGCGACGCCUACUAUUAGCUAUGCUAAGCCAUAUAUCACAUCCUUGGAUGGAGAGGGAGCAGUAAAUGCGCUCGUUCGUGGAGGACAGACAGUAAUUAUUCGCGGUGGCAAUUUCGGACCAAGUGAUGUGGCAAUUGACAUUAUUUCCUAUGGUUCAUCUGGACGAGAUUAUCAAGUGACAGAAGUGAUCAAACACAAUGAUUCUACAAUUGUUUGUACGACGACACCUGGUGUUGGGGCGAACCUUUCUUGGAUUGUGUCAGUCGGGGAUCAGGAGUCGAGUUUAUCAACCUUCACAAGUUCGUAUGCUCCACCAGUGGUAACAUCCUUUUACCCAACGGUAGCACUAACGGAUGGAUCGACUCAAGUCACAAUUAUUGGAGAAAAUCUUGGGGCGAAUGUGACUUUUGCGGCGUCUCGGAUGAUGUUCUCGCCACCUCAAUCCAGUUUAUCAACGCGUCGUAUUCCUACGAUAGCUUUUGGAGACUUUGGCAAUAGUAAUUCCAGUGAAUACGUGGUUGUUCGGGUCCCAGUGGGAUAUGGCAGUGGAGGCUCUUUGCAGCUUCUGGUUGGUACAACGAGUGUUCAAAAGAGUGCUUUACUGCCAAUCAGCUAUGGUUUGCCACUGAUCGAAUCAGUGUUCACUGAUGAAGGCCCGAGUGAAUGUCUGCCUUCUUGCAUUCAGCUCACUAUUACGGGAACCAACUUUUACACCACUGGCCGCGUGCUUGUGUCAAAGUACCCCGUCACUACGAGCAAUUUUGAGGCUGCGAGCUACGAAUCCUCCGUUGACUUUUCAUCGUGGACUCACGAUACCAUCAUAAUACCGAAGUAUGUUGGUAAAUUGGGGUACGUGACCAUUGUGAUCGGUAGGGAGAAGAUACUUAGCAACUCAGCUCCUUUCAGCUGGGAUGAUCCUUCAAUUCUUGACUGGUAUACAUACAGUUCUACAUGUGGCGUGCUGGAUUGCUCAACGAGCUAUCGUUUGGAUGGAGAUACAAAACUCUUCCAAACGGAGCCAAUUGGAACAACUGGAGAACUUAACUACCUGUCAGCAACUAAUGGUGGAGCAACGCUGAGUUUGUAUGCCAAAUAUGUUGGUCGGAAUCCUCGGAUCUCUAUCGGAGGCAGUACCUGUAACAAUGUCGUAGUUACAACGCCCGUCAUCCCAUCGAGCGUAGUCCUAUCAGGAGCAAUUUCUGGUGUGAGUAGCAUCCGAUUGAUAUCGUGCAGCGUUCCAAGCGGUCAAGGAAGCAUGCUCGCUCUCAUCGUUACGCGUGGUACAACACUUAGCAGUCCAAGAUACUUCAGCUACAUUCCGCCUAGCGUGGAUUGGGUUGGAAGUUCUGCUACACUGUCCCCUACCACAGGAAAAAUGGUGACUCUUACUGGAGCGAACUUUGGCACCAACCCAAUCGUUUCAAUGACCUCCAGCUCUAACGCGUCUGCUUUGCUUACCAUCACAACAUUUGAUCAUUCUCAUGCCACGGUGAAUAUUCCUGCUGGAGAAGGUCAAAACUACACCUUGAAACUUAUCGCUGGGAAUCAAGAAAAGUCGACGACAUUCAGCUACAAUCCUCCUGUGAUUAGUAGCAUUGAAGUAGUUGACGCUACUACAGCCGGUGGGUCUACAAUGACUAUUCGAGGUGAAAACUUUGGAACUCGUGCACUCUCGAAUGAGCAUGCAGUUUCUCUUGGUGAUGCAUUUUCGUGCUCAAUCGAUAGUAUUGACCAUGAUCUCAUUCUUUGUACGACAAGUGAGGGUCAAGGCAGUGGACAUGACGUUGUCGUGACAGUGAGUGGACACGCCAAUGUGGAUAAAACGAAGAAAUUUAGCUACGAUCCACCUGUUGUCUACAGCAUCAGUAGAAACGAUGGACCAACUUCAGGAUACACCUGUAGCUGUACAGAUCCAGAUCAACCGUGUGCUACCUUGGAAGCACCAAUCAAGUGUCAAUAUCUCGAAGCAAGUUCGACAAGCUCUUCUCUCGAUUCGUAUUGUGUCCAAACCAUUUUAGAUGGUGUUUUACAAAAGGUUACUCUCACGGUGGUGGAAGACGUGUAUUCUAGCAACAAGGCAGUGUAUUUAAGUGAAGAGACAGAUUUGCAGCUCCUGUACACUGGUGGGUUUUGGCAACUCCUUCAAAACGAUGAAAGCCUUUACCGUGCUAGUGCGUCCACUGUAAGUCCACCUACGACAGGUUGGCUCGAUGUUACGGUGGAUCCACCUGUUGAUGCUACAAUGAAAGUCUACCCAGGAUCUUGCUCAAAGACUGCUUCUCGUGCUUGUCCAGUGGGUACGGAGCUAUGUGAGCGCGUAGCUGUCACGAUUGUGGGCAAGAAUUUUGGUGUGCGGUCGCUUGGCUGGCAUCUUGAGCUGGCUAGUAGCGAUGGAUCGAUUGAACCGGUGAAAGUAACAAAUGAUGAUAUUGUAUACUUCAGCCACUCGACCAUCAAGUUUAACCUGCCUCCUGGCCAAGGCAUUUCGCGAAUCGUUAAUCUGACUGUCUCCGAGCUUCAGCUUGUCAAUAAGUCUGUCGAAUUUGACUACCAGACCCCUGAGUUGAUCGGAUAUGAGACCAGCACGAGCAACUUGUCGACUUGCGGUGGCUACACGAUAACUCUCUAUGGGAAAAACUUUGGGUCAGCCAGAGCAAAGGUUCUCAUUGGUGGUCGUGAUGCGCGAGUUGAUGGUCAGAGCUCUCAUCCCAAGGCUUGUGGUUCUGACACGUGUGAAUACUCGUCCAGCGGGCCCUGCAUCGAUAUUGAUACAUUAGUCUGUUAUCCAUCGCUGUACGUCGUCAGUCCUACGUUCAACUUCCUGGACCUUUGUGAUGACGACAAGGGAACGCAAAUAAUGUGUGAAGCUGUCGAUCCUGCGGUAGAUCUGGCUGAAAAUCUUACCAGUCACUCAGAUUUUGUUAUUGAAACUACAGUUCCAGCUGGAUACGGAGCCGAUCUCGAAGUCUACGUAGUUGUCGAUAGCCAACCUAGCAAUGCCUUGACCUUCUCGUACAACCAACCUGUGAUAACGGCUCAGAUGCCGAAUCAGCCCGAUGCAAACGGUGCCAACGCUAUCACGAUCAAGGGCACCGACUUUGGUUGUUUCCCGAGCGAUGCUAUCACUAUUUCCUUUGCCUCCACUGACACGGUGCAGCCAAUUUCCCGAAAACUGGGUGCAGCGAGUAGUAUGUCGGACUUGGAGACCGCGUUUCACGGUGAAUCUUAUCGACAGUUAGCUGAAACAACAACUCCAGCUGACGCAACAAACACUAGCUCGAAUUCUACGGGGACUAUUGUUUGGAAUAGCUCUUCUGAAUUGAUCUGGUAUCCUCCCAAGACGAAGGCUGGUAUCACUAGCAUUACGUUGUCGGUUGGUGGGAACGUCAUGUCUGCUUCAAGCCAGACACAACUGAAGUUCCAAUGUAGCCCAGGGUAUUAUCGAACCUCCACAGAAUUCUGCGAUGAGUGCCCUGAGGGUGCUACUUGUGCUGGUGGAGACGAGAUGCCGUUGGCCAAACCUGGUUACUGGCGUGAAGGUGAAGUAGUUUUUGCAUGUGAUCCAAUGUACGCGUGUUUAGGUGCCAACAGGUGUGCCGUGGGAUAUAUGGACAUUCGAUGUGGUGAAUGUGAGAAGAACUACCACAAGCUCAACGCUGAGUGUAAUCUGUGUCCUGACAACAAAUGGGGAUCUGUCGCAAUCGUGGUUAUUUGUCUAGGUGUGGCAUCCAUUGUGAGCUAUCUGCUGACUCGAAAAGGAGUGAGUCUGGGUCUGCUAUCAAUUGGUAUCGACUACUUCCAGACUCUCUCGAUUUUUGGUAAUGCUCGGAUUUCCUGGCCAGCGUCGUUGAUUAACCUGUUUUCGACUUUAUCUGCUUUCAACCUUAACCUGGAAUUGAUCGCACCCGAGUGCUUCGCAUUCCAAGUAUCGUUUGUGAACAAAUGGUUCAUCAUCGAGCUUUUCCCAUUAGUUGUUGCUGCCACUUCGCUCGGUAUUUUCGCGGCGCUGUACGCGUACAAGCGUUUUAUCAAGAGGCGGCGCACGAGACUAACAUCACAUUUACCUCAGCUGUUUGGUUCCACACUUGUGAUGAUGUAUUAUUUGUUCCUCUAUCUCACACGAACAACUUUGGAUGUGUUCAACUGCGUUGGAACCAUACCGUCGGAUGGGAAAUUGUACAUGGUGGCCAUCUAUACGCAGUGUUUCAAGCCUGGUGGAAUUCAUAUGCAGCUCUUCCCAUUUGCAGUACUGGCCUUUGUGGUCUACUCGCUGGGUUAUCCGCUUUUCGUGCUUCUAACACUAUCUCGUAACCGUGCGUUAGUUAUGGAGGACCAACUUUUAAGAGCCAUGCAGCGAGGGACGAGUCGACGAACGAAUCCAAACUGCUGGGUAUUCAGGAAGAAAUUCUCCAAGCUGUACUACCAAUUCAAGCCCGACUACUGGUACUGGAUGGUGCUCAUUAUCCUGCGGAAGUUCUUGUUGGCGGGUAUUGGGCUGCUCUUCCGUCAGGAUCCAGUGUUCCAAUUGGCUACGGCGACGUUCGUAUUGUUCGUCAACUACGCGCUCCAAGUGCGUUGUCGCCCGUAUAUGAGCGCUUACGAGACGCAGCGAGUACUAGCCGACUACGCCAAGCGGGUAUUGUUGGAAACUCGUCGAGCCAAGGCAAAAGGUGAAGCUUUCAUUCAGCCCGCACAUCUUCGUCUUGAAAUGCAUGCAUCUACGGUAACUGCGUGGAAGAGCGGACACGGUGAUCACGGAGGAAGUGGUGUGGCUGGCAGUGCUGCCUCGCCAGGUAUACGUGGUGCGAACGAGGCUAUCCUUGCUUCUCAGGAACCACAGAAUCUGGUCGGAUAUCUCUGGGAUCACAACACGGUGGAGGCAUGUCUACUUUUUAGCGCUUCCCUAGUAUUAUUGGCCGGUGUCAUGUUUGAAAGUGGUCGCCUUGGAAGCAGCGAAACUGGUUUCACCAGCGCUUCAGCUCAAAUGCUGGCUAUUGCGACCACGAUGCUAGUGGUGGUUAGUUGUGUGUACUUUGCUCUUGUGUUGAUCACGGAGCUCGUUGUUGCACUCCGACCGGACUACUACAAACGUAUCACUCGUGUCCAAAAGGUUUUCAGCAGUCCUCGACGCCACCUUAAGGAUGACACUGAAACAGACCAUAGUAAGCACCGCCCAGCCGGGGACGACGACAGCGAUAACGAUGAUGAUGAUGAACUGGAGAUGGUCGCGACUAUGACCCAAAACCCACUGCACUUUAACCGUGCACUGGCUGGCGCUCGUGGACGUGCCAUGCGAGCCAGAGAGCGAGACGCACUUGCUGCUUUACAAGAUAUUCAACGUCGCGGGUCAAAUCCAAGAAGAAACUCCCCACAACAUCAGAGUGAAAGAGGAGUACUGUCAGAUGAAGAAAAUGUUUCGCGCAGGAGAAGGUCUCAGCGUCGGCGAGGUACUAAACGAGAUGAAAAUCUUAUGGCAGAACUGACGUCGGCAAUUGAGGAGACCGAUGAUGUGAACAAGCAACGUCGUGGCGCUGACGACUAAAUCCCACCUAAAUAUGCUACAGAUAUAACAUUUAUAAAACAUUCUUCAUUUUACGAGUCA